Knipowitschia caucasica is the source of this 1926-nucleotide messenger RNA. Lineage: Eukaryota; Metazoa; Chordata; Actinopteri; Gobiiformes; Gobiidae. The record is from the annotation of a GenBank genome assembly.
AUGUAUUCUCCAAUAUGUCUAACUCAGGAUGAAUUUCAUCCCUUCAUUGAGGCCCUUCUCCCUCAUGUCCGUGCCAUUGCCUACACGUGGUUCAACCUCCAGGCCAGAAAACGCAAGUACUUCAAGAAGCACGAGAAGCGGAUGUCCAAGGAUGAGGAGCGCGCAGUGAAGGACGAGCUCCUGUGUGAGAAGGCCGAGGUGAAACAGAAGUGGGCGUCCCGGCUCCUGGCCAAGCUGCGAAAGGACAUUCGACAGGAGUACCGCGAGGACUUUGUCCUCAGUGUGACGGGUAAGAAAGGCCCGUGCUGCGUGCUCUCCAACCCCGAUCAGAAGGGCAAGAUCCGCCGCAUCGACUGUCUGCGCCAGGCCGACAAAGUGUGGCGUCUGGACCUGGUGAUGGUCAUCCUCUUCAAAGGCAUCCCUCUGGAAAGUACGGACGGAGAGCGCCUGGUCAAGUCUCCUCAUUGCACCAACCCAGCACUUUGUGUCCAGCCGCACCACAUCACAGUAUCGGUGAAAGAGCUGGACUUGUUCCUGGCUUACUAUGUGCAGGACCAAGACUCACAGCAGCAAUCAGGAAGUCCCAGUCACAACGAACCAGGCAAAAACCCUCUCCCAGUGUACUUGGAGGACAGCUUCAUCAAAUCUGGCGUCUUCAGCGUCUCCGAGCUGGUCCGAGUCUCUAGAAUGCCCAUCACCCAUGGCGCGGCGGUGAACUUCUCCAUGGCGGAUAUGCCGAGCCAACCCUACUACCACGACCUGAACUCCAGCGUGGGGCUUCACCGCUCCCUCUCCUCCCCGCCCGGCAGCAAAAGGCCUAAAACGGUGAACAUGGACGAGAACAUGGACACCAGCCCGACCGGUCCAGACUUCUACUCUUCGCCAAGUUCACCUGCCAGCAGCCGGGCAAACUGGCACGACCGGGAAGGAGAAACAAGAGAUUCUUCAUGUGAACCGGUCCCACCGAGACUGUACAGCUCCAACAUCAACUGCAACUAUAUUCAACAUACAACAGACAUGUCCUCUCCCACCAUGAAGAAGCCGGAGAAGCUGUUCAGCCCCACCUCUCCCCAGGACUCUUCACCACGACUCAGCACUUUCCCUCAGAGCCAUCACCCCGGACUUACAGGUGUCGGACACAGUGUUAUAUCGACGAGGAGCCCACCGUCGCACUCGCCUCUGCAGUUUUCGGCUUCCACCAUUUUGCCCCCGGCACCUUCACCGUACUUCUCCCACCCAACGAUUCGCUACCCGCCCCACCUGAACCCGGGAGACCCCCUCAAAAGCUAUGUGCCGUCAUAUGACCCCUCGAGCCCACAGAGCAGCCAGCCCAACAGCAGUGGUCAGGUUGUUGGAAAGGUCCCAGGACACUUCACCCCCGUGCUGGCCCCCUCCCCUCACCACGGAGCGGUCAGACCCGUGUCCCUCUCUAUGCCCGACACUAAGCCACCAAUCCCCACAUCCACAGAAGGCUACUCCACCCCUGGAACCCCAACAGCCAAUCGCUUUGUGGGACUGAGCCCUCGAGACCCCGCCUUCCUGCACCAGCAGCAGCUGAGGAAGUGUGACUGGAGCGUGACUCAAAACGGGAGGCAUUAUGGCCCCAGUGCCACUGAGGACACUUUGGGGAUUACUUGGCAAAGUCCUGGUACCUGGGCGAGCUUAGUUCCAUUCCAAGUGUCGAACGGGACUCCGAUUCUGCCAACAAAUGUCCACCAGAACUACAGCAUAAACAUCAUUGAAGACGGACAGGCCGACCCGGCGGUGGUGGUGGAGGAUUGGGAUUUGUGUUUUUAUGUUAUUUUGAUUUGGGUGGUGCCUCGCCGCGAGCACUACAGGUGUCUUCAGCCAUGGAUGAAACCAGCAAGCAGUAAACCCACGCUGCACAUGUACACCCAGCUCUCCCCCAGUAUUUCCCCUGGGUGA